AUGUUUGCUGUUCCGCAUCUUUCCCACGAAUAUGAUUCUGGGGAACCGCGUGAUUUGAUGAAUCAUGGCGCCACACAUCAGGGAGACCUUGCCACUCCGCCAGCUUGUCCAGUCGGAAUGACGGAUACUACUUUCACUUGGGGGCUUCAGCUUCUUCAACGCAUAGCCUCAGCCAAUUACGAGAUUGUGCCGCCAGUGGUGUCUUCAGAGCUGGUGAAGGGUUUUCCAGCCGUUCACUUGUUGCCGCCAGUCCCGUGGUCCUUUCGCUGCUUGGGCAUUUUGCUGCCUUUUGUGCACCAGAAUCAUUGGACUGUGUUGGUCUUGCAAGUUGAGUCAGCAGGUCUUCAGGCCACGUGCUUUGAUGGCAUUCCGCAUCGCAACGCCAUGGCCGCAUCGCAGCUUGCCAAUCUGAUCGGGAGAACAUGGGGCAUGCCAUGCUUGUCCUUUGCUGAAGUGACGCUUGGGACGCAAAAGGUGGCCCACACAUGUGGCCAAAUCGCCUUGGCUCACUGCGCGAUCCUGUUGCGCCCGUUAUCGGCUUCCUUCGAACAGUUCUUUCGAUGGGCUGACCAGCUCGCGCAAUCCGUGCCGUUCUUGCCGUAUGCUGUCUUUGGUGCAGGAGGGCUCUCUGAGAGCCAGAGUCGGCAGUUGUCUGACACCCUUUUGUCCAAGGGCGUUCCCUCAGAGAACAUCGCUGCCCGCAUCCAAGCGGCUUGUUCCAAGGUUGGCGUGGUGCCCAUUGCCACCGCACUGGCGUCAAAGCACCCGUGGGCUGCACUAAAGGCAGCCGCUGGCAAGCCUGGAAGUGCUUUCAGAUGGGUUUCAACUGAUGAACUCCAGGCUCAAAUUGAUGCUAAGGCUUCAGCCAAAUUCGGCACGACUGUGCCAAAUGGGAAAAGCAAGAAAGCGAAGGCCAAAGGUGUCAAGAAGUCAGGUUCCCCCUUGCUCAUUGACCCUUCCACGUUGCAGAUGAGCCCGGACAGCUUCUCUUCCAACGAUGGACAGCCACUUUGCCAGUUAGCUAUGGACGAGGUGCAGCCCAUGGCACGGGGCAUUUGCUUUUGCACUCCAGCUGAGGUUGCCCCUUUCCUGAACAACUUUAAGUCCAUCAGUGUUGAUGCCCUAGGCCUCUUGACCACCGCAGCUCUACCAGCUGAAGCGGUCGGUGCUGCGCCUGUCACUGCCCUUCGCUAUCCGGCCAUUUAUGGUCCCACUCAGGAGGCCGUACUGAUUUCAGGCAGCCUGGUCCAGCUGGGUGACGCCUCCGUGCAAUUGACCACUCAUGACAUUGCUGAAGUAGAGCAACUUGACACGGUGGUGAUCAAACUCUCGCUUUAUCGUGACCAGUGCUCCAUUGGGUGGGAAAGGAUUUGUGAAGCGCCCAUCCGCGCGCUGCUACAGCAAGUGCCUGAAUUGAGCCUUUGUCAGGUUGCGGGCUGCAAGCAGGACUCGGGUUGUUCAAGAUUCCACCCAGCAGUUGAAGAGCAGGUUGACCACCUCCUGCUUGACAUUUGGGGGCGACAGUUUCAGAAACUGGGUGGGGGCAGAGAAGAGCCUUCCCAAGCGUUCGUCUUUCAAGCCUACAUCCGCGUUCCGGCCUCAGCGGUGCCCCAUCUCCAUAAGAUAACUUACCCAGGCCUCUUCUUCGAACCUCGGGCGGCUGAUGGAUCCGGCCCACAUGCCGGCUACGCCGUCGUUUGGCUCCCGGGGGCCACGGCCGAAGAGGCGCGACACGCGCUUCGCACUUGUGACAAAGCCAUUGCCUUGACGCGACUUGGAAGUAGGUUUGGCGUGAGGGUCAAAGAAACAGACGAAGAGAUUGCCUUCAACAUGCUUCGUCCUGCGCACCCAUUUGUCAAAGUCCGCAUCUCCGCGAAAUACAAGCUUCAUCCACUGCCGUUUGGUUGUCAACGACAAGCCCUACUCAAGAUCCUGCAACACUGGCAGUGGUCUGCUAAGCCACUUCAGCCAGACAAAGGAACUGCAGAAGGUGCUUCUUGGAUCGUUGGUGCCUCUUCUGAGCCGCCUGCCUUGGCCCUACCGCUCGGCGAAAGCCAUGUCAUUGUGACGAAAGUCCAGGACCUUGGCAAUGCCAAGUCCAAGCCCCCUGCCCUGUACGCCUCCUCACGUACCAUCAAACACAUCAGGUACGAUGAUGGACCAACAGACCCUGCCAUUGACCCCUGGAGCGAUGGCCAAGAUCCAUGGGCCAAGGCUCGCCAACAGUUUGCUCCUCCUCCGGGGCUUUCGCUUGUUAAGAGUUCCCAGCCCUCGCCUGGCCCGUCCAAACUUGAACAACUCGGCUCCGAACUCAAACAGGAUCUCAGAAGCCUCAUGCAGACCGAGCUUGCGUCCAGGUCGGCAGGUCAGGACUCAGUCAGUUCGGCGCAGGAGGCUAGACUUGAAAAGCUUGAGGUUGGUAUGAAAGAACUCCAGGAGCAAAACCGUAAAUUUGAAGGCUGGUUUGCCACUUUUGGCAAUCGUGUGUCUGAGCAAGCCACUACCAUUCAAGGAGUCCAGCACACGCUGCAAAGCCAAAGCCAAGACAUCCACAGGCUGCGCUCAGACGUCGAGAUGACGGUCGGCAAUGCGGUUGGCCAGUUGCAGGCUGAUAUGACCCAACAGUUGUCUGCGCAGCUGGCAGGCCAGCUUGAACAAAUUCAGGCCUUGUUCGCAGACAAGAAACCUCGCACAUCUUGA
Messenger RNA from Symbiodinium natans, 2700 nucleotides. NCBI's taxonomy places the organism in Eukaryota, Dinophyceae, Suessiales, Symbiodiniaceae. The record is from the annotation of a GenBank genome assembly.